GUAUCUGUUUGCUGCAUGAAUGUAGUCUUUCUGCUGUAUGAGCUUCCUGUUGUGUUGGGGGUUAAUGCCUGCGCUAUACAAUGCUGACUAUGCUUUUUAUCAAGAGUGUGGUUUAGUUCCUCAUUCUCCUAUUGAGAACUCCUCCCAGUGACUACUGUACAGAUACACGAUCUGCUUCCUGAACUUAUUCCCUGCAUCGUGAUGAAAAAAUAGGAGCUCAGUCUCAUCAAGAAGUAAGAGCGACCCGGUGAUCAGGAUGUGUCCACUCAACGGUUUCCCCCUGUACUCCUUCCUACUGAUCUCAGCACUCACCCACAUCCACGUGUUGGGAAAGAAUGACAGGCCAAUAAUAGGAAUCAUCACUCAGGAGGUCUCUGAUGACGUUUUCUUCCAGUACGGUAAAACCUAUAUUGCAGAUUCCUAUGUCAAGUUCCUUGAGUCAGCCGGUUGCAGAGUUGUUCCCAUCCGGUUAAAUUUGACCGAAGAAGAAUAUGUACAUCUCUUCCAUUCCAUCAAUGGUGUCCUGUUACCUGGGGGAGCAGUAAAUCUCCUGUCCUCCAGUUUUUCUCGGACAGCGGGAAUAUUUUAUAAACUAGCUAUACAGGCCAACUCUGAUGGUGUUUAUUUCCCUGUCUGGGGGACGUGUAUGGGUUUCCAGGUCCUCACAGCCCUGACGUCUGGGGAGAAUUUACUAAGUUGCACGUCCGCUGAGAACAUAACUCUUCCGCUCACCCUCUCUGAUGACAUCUCUUCCAGCAGAAUGUUCCGCCAUGCUCCCAUGGAAUUACUGCACGCAAUCUCCCGAGAGAACAUAACUGCAAAUUUUCAUCAUUUUGGUAUUACCCCUGAGACCUUCCAAGCCAACAAGAAGCUGUCUACUUUUUACCGGAUACUGUCAACAAACCGAGAUAUAAAUGGUGUGGAAUUUAUAUCAACCAUCGAGGCUCGUGAUUAUCCAAUCUAUGGUGUGCAGUGGCAUCCAGAAGUGAAUCGGUUCCAAUGGCGUAGUGACUUUGCUUACCCACAUUCUGUAAAUGCAGUCUGGAUAUCACAGUAUAUCGCCAAUUUCUUUGUAAAUGAAGGUAAUUUUAAGGAAUCUUACCAACCAAACACCAAUAACAGUGUUUUCUAAAUA
Molecule: messenger RNA, 1135 nt
Organism: Pseudophryne corroboree (corroboree frog)
Lineage: Eukaryota; Metazoa; Chordata; Amphibia; Anura; Myobatrachidae
Product: gamma-glutamyl hydrolase-like
Exons: 9
Coding region: 257-1132 (291 amino acids)
Biological process (GO): tetrahydrofolylpolyglutamate metabolic process
Cellular component (GO): vacuole
Molecular function (GO): gamma-glutamyl-peptidase activity
Source: RefSeq, a predicted model, not a curated record